This is a messenger RNA of Gaeumannomyces tritici R3-111a-1, 1525 nucleotides long. RefSeq names its product NAD/NADP octopine/nopaline dehydrogenase. The record is from RefSeq and is a predicted model, not a curated record. Bases 236 to 1345 code for a protein of 369 amino acids. The transcript has a single exon. Gene Ontology annotation, molecular function: NAD binding; oxidoreductase activity, acting on the CH-OH group of donors, NAD or NADP as acceptor. Lineage: Eukaryota; Fungi; Ascomycota; Sordariomycetes; Magnaporthales; Magnaporthaceae. Gene Ontology annotation, biological process: glycerol-3-phosphate catabolic process.
CUGGCUUGAGACGAGUCGCGCACAAGUCGUGGACACGGAAAAGGCUUGGCGAAAUGACGGACGGACAUGGUGCGGGCAAUAUCACCGUGGCCAGAAUUGCUGGCUGGCCUGGCAGUCUAGAAAAGGAGGGCGUUCGGCGAGCUCCAGCGAUGGCGAGGUAUAUAGUAGACGUUGCUAGAUUCUGGCUGGGGAACUGUAAAUACUGCCCAUAUUUUCUACUACUUGCACACCAUCAAUGGACGGUGUAUUUUCCGUCUCCAUCCUGGGCGCAGGCCCGGCAGGGUUCGCUCUGGCCGCAGACCUCGAGAGGCAUGGCACGCGGACACUGGUCUACUCACACCCGUCGCACCUCCAGCACGCCCUGUCGGUCCAGCAAAUAGGGCAUCUCAAGGUCGAGGGCGUCGUCGAAGGUAUCAUCAAUCUCAGGAUCACAACCAACAUCGCCGAGGCCGUCGCCUUCUCCCGCAUCAUCGUCCUAGCCGUCCCGUCGAGCGGACAGGAGACGCUGCUCCAGCUGCUCCGACCGCACAGCCUGCGCCGCCACACGCUCGUCGCAGUGCCCGGCAACCUCUUCUCGAUCGUCAAGGAUUCCGGCAUCGAAACGGGCAACGUGCUCGAGACCAACCUGUCGCCGUACGCGUGCCGCAUGGAGGGCGGGGUGCUGCAGCUGUACGGCAAGAAGCGGUGCGUCUUCAUCUCGGCGCUGCGCAACGACGCCGUCCGGGCGGCCGAGAUGCAGGCCGUGUUCCCCGGCGUGCGGCUGCGGUGGUGCAGCAGCGUGGUCGAGGUGUGCCUGUCCAACAUCAACGGCGUCUUCCACCCGCUCAUGGUGCUGAUGAACGCCGGCCGCAUCGAGGACACGGCCGGCGACUUUCUCCUGUACCGCGACGGCCUGACGCGGUCCGUGGCCAACGCCAUGGAGGCGCUGGACCGCGCCCGCAUCCGCAUAGGCACCGCGCUGGGCCUCCGCCUGCGCAGCGCGGCCGAGGUGUCCAACGAGUGCUACGGCCAGCACUUUGCCGACCUGGUCGACCUGGCCCGCAACUCGCCGCCGCACAACAGGCUGCGCGCCCCGGCCGGCAUCCUGAGCCGCAAUGUCUCCGAGGACGUGCAGGACCUGCUGGUCGCCUGGCACGGCCUGGCCGAGAAGCUGGGCGUCGACGCCUCGCCCAUCUCGGCCGUCAUCGUGCUCGUCGAGAUGGCCACGGGCGCGAGCUAUGCCGAGACGGGGAGGAAUCUGGCCAAGCUGAAGCUCGACGGUGUGUCCAAGGAGGAGUUGGUUGCGCGUUUUGGGCCAGCUAUCCCGCAGCGGCAUGAGCGCCAGCAACUGCGGAUUCGACUUUGAUACAGGGGCGCGCGGGGAAAUUUGUAACUAGAGCUCUAUUUGGUUUACACGUAGCGCCCGUAGCUUUGCGCCGUAGAUGCCGACAAUGCAUGGUAUUGGGGCGGUUGCCAACGUCAGAAGCCCAAGGAGAGCGUUCCCCCAUCCCCAGCCAAGCGAGCGAUACAAGCCCAAACCGCUCAG